AUGGAUCUCUCUUCUCGCUUCCCAUCGAUCCUCAUCUUCUUUCUCUCAAUCUCCGUCGUCUUCGCCGAGAUCCGAAAAUCAGAGAUCCGAUCCGAUGACAGACCAAUCAUCCCCUUGGACGUAUUCGGAUUCACUCACUCCGGCCGGCUCGAGCUCGACGCCUCGAAGAUCUCGCUCUCCAACAACAACCCCGAUCUCGACCUCUCCAAGGUCGGCUUCUUCCUCUGCACCAGAGACGCCUGGGUCCACGUGAUCCAGCAGCUCGAGGAAGAAGAGAUCACCUGCGCUCUCCAAUCGGAUCUGGUCAAGCACGUCUUCACCUUCAACAAACUCGGCAAAAACACCGAAAAAUUCUCCACCGUCUUCACCGAGAACGACGCCGAUCAGUACUCGCUAGUCUUCGCCAACUGUCUCCAGCAGGUGAAAGUCUCCAUGGACGUCAGAUCCGCCAUGUACAACCUCGAAGGCAAAAAAGGCGGCCGGGAUUACCUCUCCGCCGGCAGAACCGUCCUCCCCAAAGUCUACUUCCUCUUCUCCGUCAUCUACUUCUCCCUCGCCGCCACGUGGAUCUACGUCCUCUACAGAAAACGCCUCACCGUCUUCGCGAUUCACUUCUUCAUGCUCGGCGUCGUCAUCCUCAAAGCUCUCAACCUCCUCUGCGAGGCAGAGGACAAAUCCUACAUUAAGAAAACCGGAAACGCUCACGGCUGGGACGUCUUGUUCUACAUCUUCAAUUUCCUAAAGGGUAUCACUCUCUUCACCUUGAUCGUCUUGAUCGGAACCGGUUGGUCCUUCUUGAAGCCUUACUUGCAGGACAAGGAGAAGAAAGUGUUGAUGAUUGUGAUUCCUCUCCAGGUUGUAGCUAACUUUGCUCAGGUUGUGAUUGAUGAGACUGGGCCUUAUGGCCAAGACUGGUUCACAUGGAAACAGAUAUUUCUCCUUGUUGAUGUGGUUUGUUGCUGCGCCGUUCUGUUUCCGAUCGUUUGGUCGAUCAAGAACUUGCGGGAAGCGGCUAAGACCGACGGGAAAGCUGCUGUGAACUUGGUGAAGUUGACUCUCUUUAGGCACUACUACAUUGUGGUUAUCUGUUACAUCUAUUUCACGAGAGUCGUCGUCUAUGCGCUUGAGACCAUUACUUCGUAUAAGUAUAUGUGGACGAGUGUUGUUGCCAGCGAGCUGGCUACGCUUGCGUUUUAUCUGUUUACUGGGUAUAAGUUUAGGCCUGAGGUGCAUAACCCUUACUUUGUUGUUGAUGAUGAGGAAGAAGAAGCUGCAGCUGAGGCGCUCAAGCUUGAAGACGAGUUUGAAUUGUAA
Microthlaspi erraticum is the source of this 1314-nucleotide messenger RNA. Lineage: Eukaryota; Viridiplantae; Streptophyta; Magnoliopsida; Brassicales; Brassicaceae. The record is from the annotation of a GenBank genome assembly.